Molecule: messenger RNA, 1697 nt
Organism: Gossypium raimondii (Peruvian cotton)
Lineage: Eukaryota; Viridiplantae; Streptophyta; Magnoliopsida; Malvales; Malvaceae
Product: glucan endo-1,3-beta-glucosidase 11
Exons: 4
Coding region: 150-1394 (414 amino acids)
Biological process (GO): carbohydrate metabolic process
Cellular component (GO): plasma membrane
Molecular function (GO): hydrolase activity, hydrolyzing O-glycosyl compounds
Source: RefSeq, a predicted model, not a curated record
AACCUUAUUUCAAUUCUCCAAUCCCGGCGCAGACUUAGCUAAGCCCCACCAUUGCUCUACUCCACUGCUCUUAUCAACUUUCAUUGAAGAACUCUUAUUUUGUUUAUCUUCUUCAUCACAUUUGGCCACCAUUUUACUGCUUUGUGUUCAUGGAGUUUCAUAGAUUCUUCUUUUAUGCUUCAAUUAUUCUUUCAAUUUCAGUUUAUUUGUUUCCGAUAAUGGCGAAUUCAAUGGGGAUCAACUAUGGACAAAUAGCAGACAAUCUUCCGUUACCGGAAGAUGUGGUUCCGAUUGUUAAAUCCAUCGGAGCGACCAAAGUUAAACUCUACGACGCAGAUCCCAAAGUACUCAAAGCUUUCGCCAACACCGGCGUCGAAUUCAUCGUCGGCUUAGGCAACGAAUACUUAGACAAGAUGCGAGAUCCGGCCAAAGCCCAAGCUUGGGUGAAACAAAACGUUCAAUCCCACUUACCGGCGACCAAAAUCACCUGCAUCUUCGUCGGAAACGAAGUCCUCACUUUCAACGACACUUCUCUUUCCAACAGCCUCUUGCCGGCGAUGCAAAGCGUUCACACAGCGUUGGUCAAUCUCGGCCUCGACAAACAAGUGACCGUCACGACGGCACAUUCCUUAUCCAUACUCGAAACCUCAUACCCACCGUCGUCCGGAGCAUUCCGUGAAGAUCUGGUUGAUUGUUUAAGCGAAACGUUGAGCUUUCAUCAAAAAACUGGGUCACCAUUUUUGAUCAAUGCGUACCCUUUCUUUGCUUAUAAAGGAAAUCCCAAACAAGUUCCAUUGGAUUUUGUUCUUUUUCAACCGAACCAAGGCGUUAUCGAUCCGGCGACGAAUUUGCAUUACGAUAACAUGUUGUACGCUCAAAUCGAUGCCGUUUACAAUGCUUUGGCUUCGCUCGGGUACAAGAAACUAGCGGUUCAUAUAUCGGAAACCGGGUGGCCUUCAAAGGGAGAUGAAGAUGAGGUCGGAGCUACGGCCGAUAAUGCGAAGAAAUACAAUGGGAAUUUGAUUAAAUUGAUGUCGAAAAAAACGGGGACUCCGAUGAGACCGAAUUCGGAUCUUAAUAUUUAUGUUUUUGCUUUGUUUAAUGAGAAUAUGAAACCGGGUCCGACUUCGGAGAGGAAUUACGGGUUGUUUAAGCCCGAUGGGACGCCGGCUUAUUCUCUUGGUAUAAGUAGCACCAGCAAUGUCGCCGGAAGUAAUACGACCACAGGUGGAACUAAUGGGAAACCGUUGUCGCCGAUUCCGACGCCGCCAUCUACUCCGACGAGUUCUUCCACUGGUUAUUUGUCUAUUUCUCCCGCAACGCAGGAAAGAUACGAGUUCGCGGGGACCGUGCUGCUUACUGCUUUGAUAUUAACUAAAAUGUUGUUAUGGUGACGGAGUCCAAGUCUUCUUUUUUUUAUCAAAUUUAAGGAAAAAAAAAAAAAGGUGGCAAAUGGAGAAGGAGAUAUUAAAGAGAAUAUGAGGAAGCUUCGUUCUUCGAGAAAGGAUAUUAGGUUUGUUGAUUGAGAGAGAAAGAGAGGAAUCGCAUCUUUAUAGUGUACAACUUUUGGAUAAUGAUUCUUAAUUUUUAUUACAUUUAAUUAUUAUAAUUUUUUUCCUCUUAUGUCCCCUCCUAGUUGUAGUGACCAAAAUGUACCAUGUUUGAGAUUUUUAUAUAUCUAUUUAGCAUUUAUCUAA